AUGGCACCAUACAAAGCUAUGUAUGGGCGAAGGUAUAGAUCACCAAUUGGUAGGUUCGAAGUUGGCGAUUCAGAUUUGUUAGGACUUGAUUUGGUCUAUCAGGCUAUAGAGAAAGUCAACAUGAUUCAAGAGCAUUUGAAGACGGCUAAGAGUCGCCAAAAGUCCUAUUUGGACGUGCGGUGUAGGGACUUAGAGUUCCAAGUUGAUGAUUGGGUAUUUCUAAAAGUUUUGCCUAUAAGAGGCGUUAUGAGACUUGGGAAAAGGGGAAGCUUAGUCCCUGAUAUUGGGUCAUAUAGAAUCAUGCGAAGGAUUGGGCAGAAAUUCAUUGGAGACCCGUCACUUGUGGUUCCUACGGAGAUUAUAGGGGUUAAAGAUAGCCUGGCUUACGAAGAAAUUCCAGAGGCUAUUCUUGAUCGUCAAAUCUGCAAGUUCAAAACUAAGGAAAUUGCUUUAGUGAAAGUGCUUUGGAGGAAUAGAAAGGUUGAAAAGCUACGUGGGAAGCCUAAGAGAACAUGA
Nicotiana tabacum (common tobacco) is the source of this 516-nucleotide messenger RNA. The record is from RefSeq and is a predicted model, not a curated record. NCBI's taxonomy places the organism in Eukaryota, Viridiplantae, Streptophyta, Magnoliopsida, Solanales, Solanaceae.